Pocillopora meandrina is the source of this 3375-nucleotide messenger RNA. The record is from the annotation of a GenBank genome assembly. NCBI's taxonomy places the organism in Eukaryota, Metazoa, Cnidaria, Anthozoa, Scleractinia, Pocilloporidae.
UCAACAGAAAAAACCAUUACCAGAACUUUUGUUUGUCUCUCUGGGCGUGACCAGCUCACUGUUCCAACCAACCGCGAGAAGCUUUUAUUAAAAGAAAAUGGCCUUGGAGAGAAAAAGUUGCAGAUCCCCACGAAUGCAUCGAAGGAGCAGGUCAAGGAGGUUUUGUACAAGUGAGUUAUAUAAUUCUCAAUCCACUGGCUUGCUUAAGAUCUCAAGUUCCUUUUUUUCCUAGUCUUUUAGCUCCAGCCGUUUGUAAACCGAUUUCUUUUGUUUAUAUUUCCAGGGCCUUCCGUCCAUUACAAAGUUGUGGCGGAUUCGAAAUGCUGUUGUGCGCAGACAACUCGCGCACUAGGUUACAAGUUGUAAAGUAUGGGUCGUGCAAUACCGACGAACUUAGGUGUUUGGGCAUGGGCCGAGUUUAUAUUCGGCCCAAACAAGUAGAUAUAACUUUGGGCGACAUAGAGGAUGAUGAUGAACAUGCGGAGGAGUGUCUGCUUUGUAGGGAGUCUAUCCCAUUGCGCGGGAUGCGAGCCCAUAUGGAAACGUGUCGGGUUUGUGUUUUGCUGGUGACGUUUUUUUGACUACUUCUGGGUAGAAUAUGGAGCCUUCUGCUAAUACUUAAUUUUUUUUUGGAAUAACUUUUUUGUAGGGUGAAACAAGACCUACAGAAACAUCCGACGAUGAUUUGCCGCCAGCAUUUGGAGAGAGGGGGUAAGUAGAAGUGGUCACCGCACUCGCAUGGUGGUUAUCGUUUCCACGCUUUUAGAAAGUACUAAAAGUUGCUUUCGGUAUUUCACGUAGUUAUAAAUUCCUUUUUGUACGCAUUGUUUAGCCUUAAUUUCUUAAAAGAUAUCGGUGACUUUAUACUUUAUAUUAAUAUUUAACAUGGGGCAUUGUGCUUAGCCUGAAGGUGGUCUUUAUACACCAAUAUAAUCAAUAUUUCAGAGAGGAAGAACGAGUUAACCCAGCAGAACUGCACAAUCAGCCUCCAAGUGGCACUGAGCAGAACUCACUGGAACUGCCAGAACAGCCUCCUCGUGGUACUGAUCAGGCUUCAAUAAGUCAUGACGAAGCAGCCGCCAAUGAAGAGUGAGUUUCUUAGCCAUGUUAAAAUUACCGAUUAUUUAGGUGGCGCUGAAAAGUUUCUCAAGUGCGUCUAAGGGAAUGAAACGCCAAUCCUGUAUCGUUUUCUAUGCACUAACCGUGUGUACAUCCAUUCUACUCUGCUGUUGCCGUCAUACACUAAUUGAGAGUUGAUUGUAACAUCAUGAACAUUACAUGAAAACUUCUACCAUUCCGCUAAAAGCCGCCUCAAAUAGUUAUUCCUCGCUAUCUACCUAGGGAACCUGUCCCGUACGAGGAGCAUAUGAGAAAUGCUUUAGAGGAAACAUUAAAAGCUAUGUAAGUACAAAUUGAUAGAAUUAUGCUUGGUACAUUCUGCUUGACUGUCUUUUGCGUAUCCUACAGUGUAGUUGGUGUUAGUGUGUAUGAACUUUUGCUGUGAUAUCGUUUUAAGGGAAGGAAGGGGGAAAUUAGGCGUCCGUCCAAUGAUUUAAUGUGCUAAGCACAACCUUUUAUGUGCAGAGAUCCGUUAGUUGAUUUUACUACUUUGACUUUGGCACUCAACUAUUAGUGUAAGAAGCUGGAUACAAUCGGGCCGACUGCUCGUUAGUAGACCGGUUUAAUGCAGCAGUUACCGGCAUACUUUUGGGAAUUAUUCAAAUUCACGGGCGUUACGCCUCUUUGAUCAUUACAAAUUUAUUUCAGGGCUACCUGUGACGAGCCUGUUACAGUCUUAGGGGAGUUCAGGCGAAGGUUACAGCGAGGGCGAAUGCUUGACCUUCAAAACGACUCUGAACUGUGUGAGGGAAAGACCACGGAGAUAUUUGUCUUUCGUUACCGCCUCUUCGAUGAAGCUAUGGAAGAGAUAUUGAGGGAUGAUCCGCCGGCGAUUGAUUUCAGUUUACCUUUAGAGGUGAUCUUCACUGGUGAGGGCGCUCAAGACUAUGGUGGUCCAAGGCGGGAAUUUUUGGGCAUGGUGAUGCGCGAUAUACGUGACAAGCUCUUCAAGGAAGAAGGAGAAGGCCACGUCAUUUUUGAGAAAAAGGAAGCACUAGAUAGGAAACAUUAUUAUGGAGCUGGCCUCUUUUUUGGUAAAUAUGCAAAGCCUACUCAGACACCUGUGUCAUUUUCACUUGAGCACACAAGAAUUUCAAUUUACCUUUUUAUUGCAGGUUUCAGUUUGUUGCAAGGUGGUCCUUUGCCUACUUUCCUUGCUGAAGACCAGCUUCAGCGAAUCUUCAAAAAAGAUGAUUUGACUAAUCUGGGGGAAGCAGAAACCCAAUUUCGGGUAGGACUCGAGAAAUUCGGACUCGUUGAGGUAAGAUUUCACAGUGACCGGUUGUAACUGAUGGUCUAGUCUUCACCCUUUACUUAGGCAAGAAAACCAAAUUUAAUUAUGACUACAGUGGAACCUAACAUACCGACUCUCGCCAAAUACGGACAGUUUCUCUUCAAGCGCUUCCGACGAAAAACCCCACACAUUUCUUUUACAUGUGAUAGGCAGUUGUUUAAUCCCCUUAGGAUCUCUGUAGUCUGGGAGCAGGUCUAAAAAUGGCUGAAGAAGAAUAGGGACUGUAUGUAGGAUGCCCUCUCUUCUCUUUGAUCCUCUCUUACUCACACAAGAGAUUUGUAUUCCCUUGAUCUCUAACACUUUUACAUAGAUUCCAUACUUUCCGAGGAAAUGGAUCUUGCUUUUCUCUUAAUCUGUUAGCUCCUUCAUGGGAAACCGAGUCUUUCAUUCCUCUUCCGAAAGACAGCAGUGCUGCCCAUGACAUACCCCAAACUGGUGGAACUGCUGGACCCUAUUUUUUCCGACGAGGCCAGCAAUCGAAGGCAGCGGGAAGAGCGAACAUACAGACUCUUCCUGAAUUACUUGAAAGAGGUGUCAGGUAACUGUCGUUCUCUUUUCUCUAGUCUAAGAAACAUCACCGCUGGCUAGACAGUUGUAACUUUGCUUUAUGCCAAUCGAAAUUUUCCACAGAGCGCGUAAAAAAGAACUGGGAUUCAGAGCUUCAUGAGUGCACUGCUAAUUUUUGUGUUUUUCUCUUUUCAGCUGGAAGGAGGGUAGAUGGCAAUAUAUCUCUCCGUAGCAUUUUAAAGUUCGUCACUGGAUGCGAGAACGAGCCUGUUCUGGGUUUCCAAAUGAAGCCCUCUAUUUGUUUUGAUACGAAUAUGCCAUCUUGCCUUCCUAUUGGCAACACUUGUAUUAGCAGGCUGACUUUGCCGAUAGGCGAGAAUGUAUCAAUGACCAAGGAAGAAGUAUUCUCUUUCUUUGACUACGCUUUCGCAAAUGAUUACUUUGGCCGUCUCUAA